Messenger RNA from Fusarium proliferatum ET1, 651 nucleotides. RefSeq lists its product as uncharacterized. The record is from RefSeq and is a predicted model, not a curated record. NCBI's taxonomy places the organism in Eukaryota, Fungi, Ascomycota, Sordariomycetes, Hypocreales, Nectriaceae. The coding region runs from base 1 to 651 and encodes 216 amino acids. The transcript has 5 exons.
AUGAAGUCGUCUAUCUUGACCUCGCUUAUGCCCUUCGCGGUUGACAUCCGUUCAGAUAUCCCAGAGGGCUACACUAUUGUACCUAUGACUUGGGUCGGUCCCAUUGAAGAGGGCGGUAAGAACCAUACCUUCAAGGGUACAGCUGAGGAGGUGCUGGCUCAGAUAGAAAAGCUCAACCCCAACUUCGCCGAGUUUGCCGACAACAAGACGAAAGACGACAGCACGAAGGUAACUAUACGGGCUCUGGAAGCUCGACAGCCGACUCGCGUUGCUUGCGAUGGGGGAGGCCCAAACGGAGGCCAAAGCUUUCGCACGAAAGUCAGUGACGCGCGCCAAGGCAUUGACCAUCUAAAGAGGCUUGGAGACUUUGGGUGCGGUGCCCCUGCAAGAUCAUGCGCACGCAUGACGUGCAACUGGCAGUCUGCUAUUUGGUUCUGCAAUGACAAUGACUACGUGGUCAGCGACCGCUGCGACUGGCAGGGCUAUCUGGCUGAACUGGUGAUUGAGAAAUGCCAGCGGCACGUCAAAGCUGACUGCUGGGUUCCUAAUCCUGGUUGUACCAAUUGCUGCCAGGCUAUUGAUACGUGGCUUGUUAUGGGCGCUCAGUAUGAUGUCCGGAAUUGGAAUGUCAUGAUUAACGGAGCGUGCUAA